Marasmius oreades (fairy-ring Marasmius) is the source of this 1014-nucleotide messenger RNA. RefSeq lists its product as uncharacterized. NCBI's taxonomy places the organism in Eukaryota, Fungi, Basidiomycota, Agaricomycetes, Agaricales, Marasmiaceae. Gene Ontology annotation, cellular component: membrane. The record is from RefSeq and is a predicted model, not a curated record. The transcript has 5 exons. Bases 77 to 931 code for a protein of 284 amino acids.
AACGACUCACGGUUACGGAUCCACCAUCAAGUCGAUGUUAACUCCCUUUUGCCUCUUCCCAUAAUUCUGUAUUUCCAUGUCUACCCUCGCUUCAGCGUAUAUUCCAUCCAAGAUUAAUACUAAACCCAAGCGUCAUCACGGUUAUGCAGUGAUUUUAUUCAUCCUCGGGACACUUUUCCCUCCUCUAGCUGUCGCAGCGAGGUUUGGGAUUGGAACUGAUUUUUGGAUCAACUUGGUCUUAACGAUAUGCGGUUAUAUACCUGGCCACGGCCACAAUUUUUACAUUCAGAAUAUUCGAAAUAACAAGACCCAUGCUCGAACUCCCAAAUGGGCACAGAAAUGGGGUCUCGUAGACACAAGUGAAAUUCGUCGCAAAGAACGGAAAUCCCAGUGGGCGAAUCGGUAUAAGGAUCGUUUGCCUAGCUCAACGCUCGAGGGCCAACCAUACGAAGAAGGGCAAGUUGGAAACCCUAGUAUGAGCAUCUCCUCGGACGGUGACGACGGCCGACCAAACCGUCAGCCAAGUGACGGAUUGUGGCGCGAAGAGGACGAGCAAUACUACAACAACCCAAAUAAUUCGAACUCUUCUGGUCGUUGGCAUUACCCUGCAAAUUUCGAUGAUGCCGUCGCCCCCAAGUCGAGUUCUAAACGAGGUACAAAGAAGAAAGAAAAGAAAGACAGAUGGGCAAGGACUGAGGAUGCGUAUAAUCUCUCUGACCAACGUGAAGGAAAGAAGUCGAAGAGAAGGAAAAGCAGAGCAUCUGUGGCUACAAGCAUUGAUUCCACGGGCGGUUCUACCCAGUUUCCUGAAGAUCCAGAGGGUGGGCUAUAUGGCCCUGUACCUGGGGAAGGGGUAGCAGACGAGCCGAGUCAGAAUGCUCCCAAAGCAACUGGCACGACAGACGAGGACGUCUUCAGUCAUCAAUUCUGAACACUCAAGUUUUGGCCGUUUUUCGUUUUACUUAUAUAAUCACUUCACCAUAGAAAGAACUAUUUAUUAAUGAAGUACAGUUG